Molecule: messenger RNA, 1913 nt
Organism: Elaeis guineensis (African oil palm)
Lineage: Eukaryota; Viridiplantae; Streptophyta; Magnoliopsida; Arecales; Arecaceae
Source: RefSeq, a predicted model, not a curated record
AUGUUGAUUCAUAAGUAUCCUCCAGGAAUAUGGCCAGAAUCACCCAGUUUCUGUGAUCAUGGGAUGCCCCCGGUGCCUUCGAGAUGGAAAGGGAAAUGCCAAACUGGAGAAUCAUUCACAAAUUUCUCCUGCAACAAAAAAAUAAUUGGAGCCAGGUACUAUCUGAAUGGAUACGAAGCAGAAGAAGGAAGCAGUGAACUUCCCACCAAUUCAGAUAGGACUGUGAAGUCUCCUAGGGACAGCUCUGGCCAUGGUAGUCACACAGCCUCAAUUGCCGCUGGUCGACACGUAAAGAACAUGAAUUAUAAUGGCCUGGGGACAGGUGGUGCUCGAGGAGGGGCUCCAAUGGCCAGGAUCGCAGUCUACAAAUCCUGUUGGGAUGCUGGCUGUUAUGAUGCAGACUUACUGGCUGCAUUCGACGGUGCCAUUAGAGAUGGAGUAGACAUAAUAUCUGUGUCAUUGGGCCCCAAUUCUCCACAGGGUGAUUAUUUCAGUGAUGCAAUCUCUGUGGGCUCAUUCCAUGCUGCUAGCCAUGAUAUUCUGGUUGUUUCUUCAGCUGGAAAUGCUGGAACUCGAGGCUCUGUGACAAAUCUUGCACCAUGGAUGCUCACCGUAGCUGCCAGCUCAACAGACCGGGAAUUCGCUUCACACAUCAUACUUGGUGGUAUAAAGAAAUUGAUGGGUGAAAGCUUAAAUACCUCCAAAAUGAAAGCAUCAGCAAGAAUCAUCUCAGCUUCUGAAACUAGUCGGGGGUACUUCACUCCAUAUCAAUCAAGUUUCUGCUUGGAUAGCUCCUUGAAUAAAACAAAGGCUAGAGGGAAGGUCCUUAUUUGUCGCCAUUCUGGUAGCCCCUCCGAAUCGAGGCUGGCAAAGAGUCUGGUGGUGAAGAAAGCUGGGGGUGUGGGAAUGAUUCUGAUAGAUGAAGUAGAGAAUGAUGUUGCAGUUCCUUUUGUGAUCCCUGCAGCUUCUGUUGGAAGGGCAGUUGCUGCAAGAAUCUUAUCUUAUGUCAAUCAAACAAGGAAACCAAGAUCACUUAUUUUGCCUGCAAAAACCAUAAUAGCAUCUAGACCAGCUCCUCGGGUGGCAGCAUUUUCUUCCAAAGGUCCCAAUUACUUGACACCAGAGAUUUUGAAGCCUGACAUCACAGCUCCAGGACUGAAUAUCUUAGCAGCUUGGUCUCCUGCAGAUAAGAAGAUGAACUAUAACAUUCUCUCCGGAACUUCUAUGUCAUGUCCCCAUGUAACAGGACUGGUGGCCUUGAUCAAAGCUGUACACCCAACAUGGUCUCCUUCAGCAAUAAAGUCUGCAAUAAUGACAUCAGCAACUACGUUGGAUCAGAAUGGCAAUGUCAUAACAGCAGAUCCUGAUGGAAGAGCAGCAAACCCAUUUGAUUAUGGAUCCGGCUUUCCAGAUCCCUCAGGACUUCUUGAUCCUGGUCUUAUCUAUGAUGCACAAGCUGCAGAUUACAAGGCUUUCUUAUGCUCAGUUGGUUAUGAUGACCGGUCUUUGCAGCAAAUCACAGGAGACCACAGUGUCUGCAUUAAACCUUCGCCAUUAGCUUCGAACCUGAAUUAUCCAUCAAUUACAGUACCAGAUCUUAAGGGUAGCUACUCCAUCACCCGAACCGCAACAAAUGUAGGGCAAACCCGAUCUGUCUAUCGAGCUGUAGUGUCUCCACCAGCUGGCAUCAAUGUAACUGUGAUUCCUGAAGUUCUUAUUUUUAAAAGCUAUGCUCAGAAGUUAAACUUUACAGUGAAUUUUAGGGCUGUUGUUGCAUCGAAGGACUACGUGUUUGGGUCAUUAUCAUGGAAGUCUAAGAAUGCCCAUGUAACAAGCCCAUUGGUAGUCAGAGCAUCCUCUUCUAAAACAGGCUUGUUAUAAUGAAUUGGUUUUAUAUAAUUAUGCCUUGUUUA